Talaromyces amestolkiae is the source of this 621-nucleotide messenger RNA. RefSeq lists its product as uncharacterized. The transcript is spliced from 2 exons. The record is from RefSeq and is a predicted model, not a curated record. NCBI's taxonomy places the organism in Eukaryota, Fungi, Ascomycota, Eurotiomycetes, Eurotiales, Trichocomaceae. The coding region runs from base 1 to 621 and encodes 206 amino acids.
AUGUCUUUCGCCACGGCCUCUGUCUUGACUGUCACCAAGUCUUCAUCGGAGAACAUAUCCGUCACCCCUUUCGAAAAUCCGUCUUUAGUCUUUCUUCCUGGCCUGUUUAAUCUCCGCAGAACAUACGCGUGGGUCGAACUUAUGACAGCCCAAAGCUACCCUCACCUGGACGUCCCAUCGACGCGGACAAGCAGACCUUCUAACCUCAAGUCAACAUCCAGCGCAUCUCCAGUGAACUGCAACAUGCAACAAUCGAACCUGAGCCAAUUGUCCUUCCCUGGACGAGAACCCGAGUCUCCAGCAACACUGACCAACCUUACCAUCACCAACUCCAUCAAAAGCGACGUGUCUCUCGUCAAGGACCCCGAGUUCUGGCGCCGUUUCUCCGUUGCCAUUCAUCAAGACGAGGAACAAGCCCGACAACCAGAGCGCAAAAAGACCGAAAGUGAAUCGUGGCUCGCGCGUCAACGCAAAAAAAACCACCGUUCGAAGGUCUGGGGCUUCUUGAUCGCUCUCAUAAUCGUGUUGAUUGCCUGUGGAGCUGGUAUUGCUAUUUGGCUUCUGAGCAAAAACAAUUGGCUCAGAAAGGAGACACCACAUGCAGACCACACUCAAUCUUGA